This is a messenger RNA of Paramuricea clavata, 668 nucleotides long. NCBI's taxonomy places the organism in Eukaryota, Metazoa, Cnidaria, Anthozoa, Malacalcyonacea, Plexauridae. The record is from the annotation of a GenBank genome assembly.
AUGGAUGAAAAACAAUAUUAUACAUUAUUACAUGGUAGCGGUCAAUUACAUCCAGGUACAAAUUUAUUGUAUAUUCCUAAAACAGGAAAAAGUAUUGAAGAACGUUCACAAAAUCGUAUUUGUGCACCGCCACAAUUAAAUCCAGAUUAUUUACCCAGUAAGAGUGUACGACGACCUGGAAAAUUACCUGAAACACGUGGUGGACCACAAAUUGAUCCAAGUAUUUUACGACAUAUUUUUGGGAAAUAAAUAGACAUGCAUGUAUAAAUAAUGUAUUACUUCUAAUUUGACUAACAUUGUGUAAAGACAUCAUGGGAAAGAAAAGACAACGCGGUGGGAAUUUUAAAGGCUCAAAACAUCAACGUGGAAAAAAACAAAAAGGUGGUGGGGCAGGAUUAGCCCUAGCUGCGGGUUUAGCAAUACCUGCUAUUUUAGGUGCUGCAACAAAAAUAUUACCCGGUGUUUUUGGUAAAAAAGCAAAAAAUCAAACCGUCAAUAAUUAUGGUGGUAGCGGACAACGACAACCAUCACAACAACAACAUUAUUAUCGACCACCACCACCACCACCACCAGAAUAUUAUACAGAACCUCGACGACAAUAUUACCGACCAAGACAAAGAGGUGGACGUGUAUUUCCAAAGAGACGAACAAAAAAAUGGUAUAGAUAG